Molecule: messenger RNA, 1446 nt
Organism: Aspergillus neoniger CBS 115656
Lineage: Eukaryota; Fungi; Ascomycota; Eurotiomycetes; Eurotiales; Aspergillaceae
Product: peroxisomal membrane protein PEX16
Exons: 3
Coding region: 405-1196 (263 amino acids)
Biological process (GO): peroxisome organization
Cellular component (GO): peroxisomal membrane
Source: RefSeq, a predicted model, not a curated record
AAACCCGAUACCUGCUGCACUGUUGCAACCUUCCAAAUGGCUUCCACUGUACGAGGAGUUCGUGACGAAGAAUGCUAGCUCUGUGGGCCAAGUGGAGUCCGCGUUGAGGUCUCUAACAUACAUCAUCCCAGGUUAGUGCAUGAAGCUUGAGGUACAGGAACUUGGCCGAGGAAAUGGAAAGCUGAAGACCAUGUGUAGGACGAUACCGAGAUUCGGAGAUAAGCUCAGAGUGCGUGCAUUCAGGGGUACAGCUUCUGUCGCUCUACCAUGACUCUUUGGUUUCGCGAGUCAUUUCUAGGUUACCUUCAACGAUCCCGCGGCCUACACCAUCACCUCAUGCGCGCUACACGAAGUAUUGGACCUCCCACUCUUCACUGUAUCAGAGGAUCGCCAUCGCACUACAGAUGAUUCAGUAUACGGAACUGCUGUGGGAGAUGGCGGCUCGGCGUCGUGGCGAGAAGGUGCGCUGGCGUGUCAUCGUCCUAAUCGAAGCCGCUAAGGCCAUCUGUCGCCUGUUGCUCCUUCGUCUCACCAACUCUAGACCAUUAGUCAGUCCCCCACUUCCUGAACGGGAAGUAGAUCCCAGAUCGCCAGAAGAGGAGGACAAUAGCGACUGGAAUGGCAUGCAGACACCUGUUAGCGAAAAGUCGUCGGAUUUGUGCUGGACUAUGCCUCGCACUGGCCUGUCGCUUCCUUCUUUGCCUAAUGUGGACGACCUUUCGAACUACUUGAUAUCUAAAGUUCUUACGGCCGACGAUAUCAAGCCACCGAAGACGCUGUUGCACCGAGUCACUGGCCAGGGCCAAUUCGCUGAGAUUCUAUACAUCCUCCGACCAGUAGUCUAUGCGCUUAUGCUGCAACGAUACUGCAAAGACAGGCGGAGUUGGAAACCCUGGCUUAUCGGGUUCGGCAUGGAGUAUGGCUGUCGACAACUAGCCAAAGCUGAUCUUCGCGAAAGAGUUGCAGGCGGCCUUCGGGGAUUGACCGGGCUGGAGCGGGAGGAACUGAAGAAGAGAGGUUGGGCGAUGGGUUGGUGGUUUAUGCGUGGGGCCUUCUAUGAAAACAUUACCAAAUCCUGGUUGAAAGGCCUGACCGGCAAGAUGAGGGGCAAACCUCUGCUUGAUUUGGUAGGCAGCGUCAUUGACGAUUACGAGUAUCUUUGGGACAACUACUACUUUGCGACUACAACACUGUGAAGUUCGCUGUGUUCUGCCAGCGUCAGAUGUUUCUGCCAUUUUUGCCAGCAUUUUGCUUUACCUCGGGAGCCUCCUGUGCCUCACACAGCCGUCUUCUCGUACUUAACUUAGAUACCCGAUGGCUUACCAUCCCCAAGCUAUCCCCUCUUAAUAUGUUAAACCGCUAUAUUCUGUUUUCGCUUCAACUUGCCCAUAUAAGUGCAAGAUGACAACAAUUUCAUAUGCUUCCAUAGAACCUAAGAGCAAUCAC